AAAAAAUCCAUUCAACAUUUCUCGAGCAACCUUGGUCAGAAACAUCGCGGAGGAGAGAUCAAGUAUUGACGAAGACACCACUGGUUUUUGUUUUCCGUAGCUAAGAGCAAGAAAGAAAUCGGUGUAUGAAUGAGAAAUCCGCCCACCCUUGUAUCGCUCGCGAUCGAUUCUGCACUGAACAACUUCGCCAGUAUAUACGAUCUCUCCUUUCUGCCUGAACACAUUCUUCUCGAGCUACUUGCGAGAACGUUGAAAGCUGGGAAAUUGAACGAGAAGAUUUUGAAUUUGUUUGUGGCAACUGACAAAGAAGAAAUUCUUUCGUUCAUCGAGUCUCUCAAUAUCCAGCAUAUUAUGCUUCCUGUUCUUCCUACUCGAUGCUCCGAUAAAUAUUAAUGCACGUUUUGCACGAAACGAGAGAGGGCUUCUAUAAAUGAGUGCUCUUCUCAAGAGAACAAAGCUGCUCUUAUUUUUUUCGAUUGCUUAUUUCGAAAUAAUGUCUCGACUAAGCAUCGAAUAUGAUGAGGUGGGCAUUUGUUAUAUAGUUUGUGAAUAAGAAGAGUAUCCGGAAAUGAAUACGAACAAUGUAGAAGGCCGGAAUCAUUUGGUAGAUGUCGAUAUUUUUUUAUUUUCCUUUUUUGCCCCCUCUGUUAUUUGUUUCUAUAUUCAUCUGUAUGUGGUGGUGUGUGCAUGUAUAUUACAUGUGGGGAUUUAUAUACAUACAUGUGUGUAUAGUUCAUUAUAAAGCUAAUCUUUGAUCUUCUAUUAA
Erythranthe guttata (spotted monkey flower) is the source of this 766-nucleotide messenger RNA. NCBI's taxonomy places the organism in Eukaryota, Viridiplantae, Streptophyta, Magnoliopsida, Lamiales, Phrymaceae. The record is from RefSeq and is a predicted model, not a curated record.